AUGAGAUUACCAGGAUCUAAGCAAGAUGCGCCUUCUGCGGACUUCUCCAAGUCCGAGAACAAGGGACUCCAGAUGGGUCAAAACUAUGGCAACAUGGAGGCUUCCUUCUACAGCGAUUCUAUCCAAGGCAUUAACAUUGCUGCAGGGGCCUCCGUAUAUAUGGACUCGAUCAAAUCCUUCUCAGGUGAGAGGAAGAGUGUUGAAGAUAAGCUCCUCGAUGCCCUUAUUGCCGGCGAUGGCAAAGACAGAUGCGACAUCAGCCGAGCCGAGCCAGGAACGUGCGAAUGGAUCUUUAAGCACGACGCCUUUCGCGCCUGGAUUGCGACGGAUACUUCAAUACACACGCCGCUAUACAUCCAGGGGACUCCUGGAAGUGGGAAAAGCGUCUUGCUAAAUUUCAUCGCCAAGGAACUGGAGAAGUGGAUGCGCGUAAAGACACCGUCUGGAUCAUCUCCAGUCGAGAGGGCACCGCCUGUGGAGCUGGGUAUACCGGGGAAGACUAUUGCGGCUGUAUGUUUCUGCGACGAUAAGAAUGAAAAACGGCGGAAGCCGAUAUGGAUUCUGAGGACUCUCUUCUACAAAAUGAUCCAGCAGAAUCGGAAUCUGGCAAAGUAUGCACUGAACCAUUUGCAGAGCGUCGAAGAUCUUGACAAUGCAGGAUCCGAUCCAGAUGAAUUCCAUUCUCUCGAUGUCUUGCAAAAGAUUCUGGAUGAGAUAAUGCUAGAUCCGGAAGUGGAGGUUCUCUACUUCAUCAUCGAUGGCUUAGAUCAGUGCGGGCCUCAUCUACCGGCAGUUAUUCGUCUAAUCAGUGACCUUUCUACAAGAGUCAACAUAAAAGCCACUUCGCAGGGAGCAAAUUUUAGCCUGCGCUGCAUCAUCUCUGAUCGAGGGAGUAAGAUUGCCCGCGACAAAAUGCUUCCCCAGUACAGCAUCGACAUGCCGAAGGACAACAAACGUGAUAUCGAGGAGGUCACGGAAAAGAAGAUCAAAGCUAUCCAGGAGUAUCGCGAGUUCUCUGAUGCCGUUCUCAACUCCACUAUAGACUUGUUGAAAGAAAGCUCUAGAGGCAUGUUCAUGUGGCUUUCACUGGUCUUGGAGGACUUGAGCACUUGGGACGGUGUCUGGACCGAGACGAAAGUCAAAGAGAGACUACACAGCAUCCCUUCAGAUGUAGCGAUGUACUACAAAGCGAUGCUGGAACGACAGCAGCGAGAUUCUGCCACCAUAUUACGUACAUUGUUGAUGUGGGUGUACUUUGCAUGCCGGCCCCUGACGCUGCGAGAAUUGAAUGCGGUAUUGACUCUGAAAGAGGAGAAGGGAUAUACUGGUGGUGAGAGCACAGAUGAAGACAUUGGCGCAUUGCAGCGCAGCAUUGAAACCAACUGGAGUGCACUACUCCUUGUCCACGACGGCACAGUUCACUUGAGUCACCAAUCGGCGAAGGACUUCUUGUCUGAGGUCUUCAAUGACGAGGGGGAGAAAGAAUACCGAGGAUACGGAAUGUCCACGUCGGAUGCACAUCGACAAAUGGCGGCUGCUUGCUUGACGUAUCUCCAGAUUGACAACAUCCAUAAACGUGAAGUGCCCAAGCCCCCCGUGAACAGCGACGGUAUGAUAGAUGAGACGCAGCUUACGGAGGUAAGAAAGCAAUACCUUGAAGGCUAUCCCUUCUUACAGUACGGGGUCGAGUUUUUGGGUCAUCAUCUUCGAGAGAGUCAAAUCCGAGAAGAAACAGACGUCAAGGGUAUGAAAGAAUUCUUCAGCGCCGACUCGGCAGCGUUGUUGAGCUGGGUCCGCUCGUACGAUCUCUUGAAGCGAUGGACAUCCGGAAAAUAUUCGGGGUUCUCCAGCAGCACUAGUUUGCUCUUUGUGGCAGCACGACUCAAUCUUCCUUGGCUGGCCGACCGGGCAACAACCUGGAAAUCUAUUGGAUCUCUCCCUGUCGAUGUGCGUGCGCCGGACAUGUCUGGCUGGAGCGCCAUACACCUUGCUGCGGACUCAGAGGCGACGGAGAUGGUAGUGUGGCUCCUCGAGAAUAAUGCGUACGUGGACGCUGAAACCAUGGGAUACCCACAUCCGGGUCGUACGGCCCUACAUUUUGCUGCUUCCAAACGGUCCGAAGCUGGGUCCCAGAUGGUUCAAACACUGCUUAAUGGUCGUGCAAAAGCGACAGCCCAAACGAGACAAGGUGGAAAUACACCCCUUCACUAUGCCGUCGACGGUCACUCGGUUGCAACAGUGCAGGCGUUGCUGGACUUCCAUGCCGAUGCAAAUGCCACAAACAGCUCUGGCAUCACCGCUCUUCACAAAGCAGUCGCUGUUCCUGGACUGGAGGAGGUCGUGGAGGCACUGCUCAAGGGCGGUGCAGAUCCCAACAAGAAGACCAGCAUUGGUACGGUUUCCGCAGCUCGGGCAUUGACAAGUCUGAAGGCUUCUCGGGCUUUGUGGCAAACUUAUUACGAAGUCAACACCUCGCAGAGCGCGCUACAUAUUGCGGCGAAAGUGAAGGACGCAGAGCGCACUGUCGAGAUUCUCCUCAAACAAGGCGGAGCAGAUCCAAACUGUCAGGACAGCGCUGGGCGGACUCCACUCCAUGUUGCAGUGGCGUCGACUGAUGCAGAGGCCAUCACAAAGCUACUGAUCGAAUCCAAGGCCGAUGUGAACGCGCAGGACAUGGAUGGUAAGACGCCCUUGCUUGUAUUCUUGACAGUGGCGGGACUGCAAGCAAAAAAUCAGCCGUCGGAACUUGAUGGCCAGGUAUCGCGCGAACGACUUCUCGAUGUUCUGUUAUCGGCAGGAGCUGACCCGGCCCUCGAAGCGAAAGACAAAAAAUCCCCGAUCAGUUAUGCUACAGAAUCACAACUGCAGUGGGCAGUCGAAAGGUUGGCGCGAAAGCUUCAACAGAAGGGAAGUCACAAGGAUAUCUCGUCUGAAUCUGCCAGUGGCGAAAAGGAUGUGAAAAAGGGGUUUGUGGACGCUCAGGUGUCGCGAUGGAUGCCAAAGAGAUCCAAGUCAUAA
Molecule: messenger RNA, 3018 nt
Organism: Talaromyces rugulosus
Lineage: Eukaryota; Fungi; Ascomycota; Eurotiomycetes; Eurotiales; Trichocomaceae
Exons: 4
Coding region: 1-3018 (1005 amino acids)
Biological process (GO): regulation of transcription by RNA polymerase II
Cellular component (GO): nucleus
Molecular function (GO): RNA polymerase II-specific DNA-binding transcription factor binding
Source: RefSeq, a predicted model, not a curated record